Molecule: messenger RNA, 150 nt
Organism: Epithele typhae
Lineage: Eukaryota; Fungi; Basidiomycota; Agaricomycetes; Polyporales; Epitheliaceae
Exons: 2
Coding region: 1-150 (49 amino acids)
Source: RefSeq, a predicted model, not a curated record
AUGCAGUUCAAGGCCAUCACUACCCUAUUUGCUCUUGCCGCCGUGAUGGGGAUGGCUGUCGCCGUACCUAUCCUCCCCGCCGCCGCUCGCGAUGCAGAACCUGCCGUCGAGUUCAACACUGAGGAACUCAUCUGGCUCCAAGCUGACUAG